UUCAGUACCCAACAAGAUGAAGAUGAACCCAUGGGUACGCUGUGUAAAUGUGCCCAUGUAGCUCUCACCGAAAUGUUGCCGGCCACAAAGAUGACACCCAUUGUUGCGGAUAUCUUGAAACAAGAUCGUUCGGAAUCUCUAUCGAAAUCAAAAUCUGUACUCGAAUACAUCUUAUGGGGUCCAUCGGAUGUUGUUUUGACGGGUUCAACAAAAGAACGAGAGACAGCAUUGCAACGUUGGCUGGAUUUGGAAAGGGCCACUGUAUUGCAUGGUCUUGUGCGUACACGUGUCGAAUUGACAGUUUACGAUGAAUGUCAUCUGAUGUUUUUGGUUCGAUCCACAGCGAAAAUUAUGAAUGAUGCAGCAAAAAUUAUUGCCAAUUAUCAGGAACAACAACAGCAGCUGCAACAAUAAUAACGAUU
Messenger RNA from Musca vetustissima, 422 nucleotides. RefSeq lists its product as uncharacterized. Lineage: Eukaryota; Metazoa; Arthropoda; Insecta; Diptera; Muscidae. The transcript has a single exon. The record is from RefSeq and is a predicted model, not a curated record. The annotation marks the transcript as partial.